Molecule: messenger RNA, 939 nt
Organism: Doryrhamphus excisus (bluestripe pipefish)
Lineage: Eukaryota; Metazoa; Chordata; Actinopteri; Syngnathiformes; Syngnathidae
Source: RefSeq, a predicted model, not a curated record
UGAGGUAAGGCUGAUCUCAUGCUGGGUUUUCAUCUUAGAUUUGCUGUUGAUUAAAUGAAAAGCUUGUAUGCACUGGCAAAUUGCUAAUGUACCUGAUAGCACAUCGUUUGUAUGUGCUUCAUCUCCCUCUUGCCUGUCCUGGUCUGCUUUGUGUGAUGGUGACAUUCUCCCUGAAUCCUCUGUGCUUUUUCAGAUCAACGCUGAAUUCAAGAGAAUCACGACUGUACCACUUCAGUCCAAGUUCUUUUCUCAGGUGGACCUCCACACUGACAACUUGACAAGGCUGUUCCAGAAGAGAGGAGGACAGCUAGGUGAACGGCUCAAAAGAAUCACUGCACAAAUUGCCAAUUGUGAUGAUGUAGAUGCUGGACGAGAGUGCAUCAUUAAAGGAGUCUGUGUCUACAUGGGCGAAGAUCCAGAUAACCUCCUACAGGAAUAUGUGAGCCUGGAUCAGAACACGAUCAACAAGGCCAUUGAAGACACUACAGUUGGUAUAUAUGUUGUCAAAGAACAUGCUUCAAGUGAUGAAGCAGAGGACAUUGGCAUUGUUCUUGAAGGCAUCAAGGUGUUACAAAACCUUGAUAAUGUAGCAUUAGGUGUUGCUGUUUUAUUUGGAUUGAUGUAUGCGCUGAACCUCAGCUAUCCUGCUGACCUCCGCUACACUUUUGAGGUAAUUCAAAAGAUCUGGAUGGAACUGGAUCGAGGGAAACUUUCCAACAGAGCACUUGCUCUGAAAAACAGGCUCCAUCAGUGAACAGUUCAGACUGGAUUGACUGCACUUUUUUUUAAGUUUUGUUUCUCAGUGACAAGUUUAUGCAGGAUUUAUUGCUUUUUGUUUACAAACCUGUUACUGUUAUUAUGUUCUAUUUGCUCUUGAGGAUGCACUGGAUGCUCAAGCUCACAUUAUAUUUUUGAAUGUACUGUGAUAGGUUCAGAUUG